CCGUAAUGAUAGGAUGUGAAUAAUUGUGAUAAUAUGAAUAAAUUACAAUCAACUACACGUGCUUCACGUGCUUUUGAGUUUUGAGGAAUUAAUCAUUUCCCAGCAAUUUCCCUGCUAUUUGAUUAUUUAGUGUUUUUUCACUUCGUAGCUUUCCGGCAUGAUUAUAUUUCUCUAAAUUUUUAGAGAAUUUGAAAAUGAAACCAGUUCCAGGUACACCGUCUACUAACAAAAUCUCUGGCGAAAAAAGAAAAGCUGAAGAAAAUGUACCAAAGUCGAGUAAAAAAUCCAAGAAAUUCCAUAAUAAAGUAAAUCCUCCCACUGCAGAAGAAAUCAAUCGCCUUCGAGAAACUGAGAAUGUCUUUCAUUCAAAUUUAUUCAGAUUGCAAAUUGAGGAAACAUUGAAAGAAGUGACCAUUAAAGAGGCUACUGGUAAUAAGAUCGCCUCUUUGGUUGAAAGUAUUAUGGAAUUUUUACGUUCAGCUGAAGUGUCAGUUUGCUUGAAACUUUCUAAGGGCGAUGUCUUUGAUCUACAUAGUAUCGUGCCGCCUAUGAAAUCCAACCCAAAUUGUGUAGAUACCGUUUUUACAUUCAUGAAACCGAAGUCAGUUGAUAUUAUUGGGUCAUUCAACCUGGAGUGUGUCGUCAAAGGGUUUACGAAUAUUGAUAUCGGAGUUGUGAUGCCAAAAGCGAUGUUUCUAAAAGAAGAUUAUUUGAAUGAGAAAUACCUCAGAAAGAAGAAUUAUUAUUUAUGUUGUUUAGCUUCAAAAUUACACGAGUCAGCUGAAAAGUUGUCCGUCGAUCCUAAUAUUCAAUUCACCAUGCGAAACUGCAGAGAUAAACCUUUAAUAUUGAUCAACCCAGCGACUAAAAAACUGAAAAAAUUUAAUAUCUUGAUACAUUGUUUUCCUGAGAUGGGAACUUUUAAAGAAACAAGAUUUUCUCCUGCUUACAAUAAUGUUCGUUAUGGAUGGUACUUCAAUUCAGCUUUAAAAAAUGAUAACGCUGUAAAAUUGAAUUUCCCUACUCCUUAUUAUAAUUCACUUAUCUGUCAAGAUUUGGUUUCAUUGAAAAAUGAAGAAAUCAGGCUAGAAAUGUUUAAUAGCAACCAAAAUCUAAAGGAUGCUUUAAUUUUAUUAAAAAUUUGGCUUCAUCAAAGGAGAUUAGAUGUGGGCCCUAUAUGUUUCUCCGGUUAUUUAAUGUCGAUGUUCAUCGUUUAUUUGAUGAAAAACAAGAAGCUGAAUCGGCAUAUGAGCAGUUACCAAAUCAUUCGAAAUGUUUGGGUAGCUCUUGAUCAAAGUAAUUGGCACAUUAAUGGAAUUUCCUUAUUCGAUUUCACCGAUGAGACUCGGCAUUUUUUCGAGUCAUUUCAGCAAGCGUAUGAUGUCGUUUUUAUUGAUGCAACCGGAAAUGCGAAUGUGGCUUCAUCGUUGGAUUUAAACAUUUACUUAUUGGUUAAAUCAGAAAGUAAAUAUGCGGUGGAGUGCUUAGAUAAUCAAGCUGCCAAUUUUUAUGCGGCUUUGUUCAUGACUCCGUUAUCAUUGCCUCAAUAUUGCGAUCAGAUUUUAUGUUUUAAAAAUUCGUCUGUUAUUGAGAAAACUGUUGAAAAACAUUCUGAUUUGCAAGUUCGUCUAGAUUUAAGACAAGAUUCAUUAAUCCAGUUUUCAAAAAUUAUUACUAAUUUACUAAAGAAGGCACUCGGAGAUAGAAUAAUUCAAAUUUUUCCAUUUUUCGCAUCCGAUUCAUCUAGCUGGUCAAUAUUUCAACCGAUGCCUCGUUCUGGAGGUGUAAGUUUUGGUAUAAGAAUUAAUCCAGAGUUUGCCCUCAAUAUCAUUGAUAAGGGACCGGUGGCUAAUCUUCCAGAGGCUGAAGAAUUUCGUAAAUUUUGGGGAGAAAAAUCAGAAUUACGAAGAUUUAAAGAUGGAAACGUUUGCGAGACUGUUCCUUGGGCAUCAUCUACUGAUUCUUUGAAGCAAAAGCGAUCAAUUGUGCGAAACGUGGUAAAAUAUAUUAUGAAGAAAACUUUGCAAAUUGAGGAUCAACUGUAUAUUUAUGUUCUCGAUCAAGUGGAAGAUGCAGUUUAUGAUAGUUUGAAAGAUAUUUUUGAAAUUAAAGGAACGAUUGAAGAAAUAACAUUGAACGUAUUAUCCUCUUUUGAUAACCUGUCAAAACAGCUGAGAGAAUUGGAUGACGAGAUUCCUCUGCCAAUUACGUCCAUUCAAGGGACCUCUCCAGUGUUUAGAUACUCCGAUCCAUUUCCUGUAUUACCAAAUGCAACCACCACUCUAAAAAAAGCGCAAACUUGUGUCAAUGAUGUAUCCAUUUUUGACGAAAAUCAAGUUGUAAAAUAUAUACCUUAUUAUGUUCCGGUUCUUGAAGGUACCAUACAUUUUGCUUUAAGUAACAAGUGGCCUGAGGACUUGGGUGCUAUUCGAAGUUUACAAACAGCAUUCUAUAUAAAACUAUCUGGAAUUAUUAAACAAAAAUUCGGUUUUGUUUCUGUGCCUUAUAACACCCACCUCGACGUAUUAAAAGAUGGUUUCAUUUUCCGUUUGCAAAUAUCCAAUAACAAUGAAAUUACUGCCGUGAAACGCUUAGUAAAUGAUGAAGGACUGAUUGAAUACCGUGAUAACGAAGAAUCUUGGUAUUUAGAAAAAAAAGUAAUACAGUUGCCAACUCUCAACAGCGCCAUUCAUGGAUUACAUCAACAAUUCCCCGCUUUUGGCACUACUUGUACAAUUUCCAAACGUUGGCUCAGAUGUCACUUAAUUGAUGAUCAUCAUUUUCCUGAUAUAUGUGUUGAUCUCCUAGUUUCUUAUUUAUUCUUGUACCCACAGCCUUAUUUUACUGCUCAUCAGCCUCAAACCAUGUUCAUUAGGUUUUUAAAUUUACUUUCAUCUGGUAACUGGCAUAUUGAACCUGUGGUUGUUAAUUUCAAUAACGAAUUAUCAAGAGAAGAUAUUGUUGAAAUAGAUUCAUUUUUUAAUUUGAAUCGGUCGAGUUUACCCGCUUUAUUUAUAGUAACGCCAUUUGAUAAAUCUGGAAUUACGUGGACGAAGGAAGAACCAUCUCUGAUUAUUUUGAAUAGGGUAGCUAAACUAGCGAAUGCUGCUCUACGUUCAUUGGAAGCUUCUCUAUUUUUGAACAAUAGUUGUGAAUCAAUCCUGAAAAUUUUUAGACCUCCUCUGAAAGGUUAUGAUCUAUUGAUUUGGACAAAACACGAAAUAAACCCUUUACGGUGGCUGACUAUCGGAGCUGAUAAAAAUUCUUUACCGCCGAUUAAAACCUCGCCAGAAUAUGAUCAGUUACCAAUUUUGGAUUUUCAUCCAGUCAAGUUAUUUGUCAACGAAUUGCGGGAAAAUUACAGGGAAUUUUGUAUAUUUUUGUAUGAUUUCUAUGGCGGAAAUGUAAUUGGAGCUGUAUUGAAACCAGACGUUCAUCUACCGAAGGAAUUCAAAGUUUCCAACAUGAAGUGUCGCAAAUUAGUUGAUGGAAAAUUAGUUUUUGAUAUUGACGCUUUAAUUGACGAUUUUUACAUUCAAGGAAAAGGAAUUGUUUCUCACAUUGAAAAAAAUAACGAAAAUAAAUAAUUGUUUGUUAUUAAAUUUUUAUUUUUUGUUUCAAA
Molecule: messenger RNA, 3622 nt
Organism: Planococcus citri (citrus mealybug)
Lineage: Eukaryota; Metazoa; Arthropoda; Insecta; Hemiptera; Pseudococcidae
Gene: Mat89Ba
Product: nucleolar protein 6 Mat89Ba
Exons: 18
Coding region: 195-3587 (1130 amino acids)
Biological process (GO): tRNA export from nucleus; rRNA processing
Cellular component (GO): UTP-C complex; CURI complex; small-subunit processome
Source: RefSeq, a predicted model, not a curated record